UUCGAUUUGCAGUGAGAUUGCAUUCAUUAAUUUUCCUCUCUUCAUCAUUUUCAAUCUUUUUGUUGCUCGAAUAAAAAUUUUUAUCUGCAAGGCUCUGACAUUCAGACGACAGAAGCUGCCAUCCAAAAUAUACCGACUGUAAAUUUACCAAAUCAACGUCCAAAAAGGCGAAGCACUGCCCAGGAACAACGGAAAGUGGAUAUAUAACAGAAACUGGAAGGCGCCGAUCCCUGUGUGGAAUCUGAAAAGUGAACGUUUAAGAUGGCUAUGGAUUCAACCAACUCUCAACGUCGCCUAAAGGCCAUUAGCGGCCACCUCAUCCCUGGCGUUAGUCGUCCCUCUCUCCUCCAUACAAACCCAACUGCUGGCGAGUUCCUUCUUGAGCAGGGAUACAGUGUUGUGCUUCCGGAGAAACUGCAGACAGGAAAGUGGGAUGUAUGCAGAUCUGCUCGUUCUCCAUUGAAGCUUGUUAGUAGAUUUCCUGACUCUCCUGAUAUUGGUACGCUGCAUGAUAAUUUUGUGCGCUCAACUGAAAUUUUUAGGGGUUACAAAUAUCUUGGAACAAGAAUUCAGGCUGAUGGAACAGUUGGAGAGUACAAAUGGAUGACUUAUGGAGAAGCAGGUAUAGCUCGAAAGGCCAUAGGUUCAGGCCUCAUGUAUCAUGGGGUGCCAAAGGGAUCUUGUGUUGGAUUGUACUUCAUCAACAGACCAGAAUGGAUCAUUGUUGAUCAUGCCUGUUCGGCAUAUUCUUAUAUUUCUGUUCCCUUAUAUGACACACUUGGUCCUGAUGCUGUUAAGUACAUUGUAAAUCAUGCCUCCCUGCAAGCAAUAUUUUGUGUGCCACAAACAUUGAAUCCUUUGCUAAGCUUCUUGUCUGAUAUUCCAACUGCACGCCUAAUUGUGGUUGUUGGAGGGGUAAAUGACCAUUUGCCUUCACUUCCAACAUCAAUAGAAGUCAAGGUUGUAACAUAUUCAAAGUUCCUUAGUCAGGGUCGCAGUAGUCUUCAGCCUUUUAUCCCACCAAAGCCUGAUGAUGUUGCAACGAUUUGCUACACAAGUGGUACAACUGGUAUACCAAAGGGUGCUAUAUUGACCCAUGGAAACUUGAUUGCAAGUGUUGCGGGCGCAACUCUUACUACUAAAUUCUACCCUUCAGAUGUUUACAUAUCAUAUCUUCCUUUGGCACACAUUUAUGAACGCGCAAACCAAGUCAUGGUAGUUCAUUACGGUGUCGCUACUGGAUUCUACCAGGGGGAUAAUAUGAAACUGAUGGAUGAUUUGGCUGUUCUAAGGCCCACCAUAUUCUGCAGCGUUCCUCGACUUUACAAUAGAAUAUAUGCUGGGAUCACAAAUGCUGUGAAGUCUUCUGGUGCUGUCAAGGAGAGGCUAUUCAAGGCAGCCUACAAUGCUAAGAAGCAAGCGCUGUUGAGCGGUAAAGAAAUCAUUUAAAUGCCUCUGAUACAUAAUGCAUGGAAAAUUUCA
Molecule: messenger RNA, 1482 nt
Organism: Carica papaya (papaya)
Lineage: Eukaryota; Viridiplantae; Streptophyta; Magnoliopsida; Brassicales; Caricaceae
Source: RefSeq, a predicted model, not a curated record